AUGUACGUCGCAGACGUCAACCAACAAGACUGGGACGACUAUGCAGAGCGGCUGACGUUUGCGUUGAAUACGACGCACGAUCGACGCAUGGAUGGGGACCCGCGGUCGACGCUUGAAGCUGCUGUAUCGGUGGGAUCGACACGCCGCCGCGAUUGCGAUGCACGGAGAUGGAGGUACCACAUACAGGGACAAUACCGCAGAGCCAGGGAAACAGUCAACGAGAGUCUACGUGAUGCGAUCAAGUCCAGAGCUGACCAGCAUAACGAAAACGUUAGACCACACAGGAUUGAAGAAGGCACACAGGUAUGGCUUUACCUGGAUCGCGUCAAGGAAGGCUACGCCCGAAAGCUCGCACACAUGUGGCAUGGACCGUUCCGCGUCACUGAGCUGAUCGGCAAUCACGCAUCUCAUCUCGAGACUGCAGGCUCAGAGUAUCGAAUCUUCCCGAUAGUACAUAUGUCGAAGCUGAAGCCAGUGCGAUCAUUCCCUGAUCGGCCAAAGGUUGUGUUGAACACCGAAGACGCCGAUCGGGUAGACUUCGACGAAGAACUGCUGCCUGACGAUAGCUGGGACACUCCGCUGGACGAAGACGAAUUCGAGGUGGAACGGAUUGCGAACGUGCGGUCAGGGAGACGCACCCGAUAUGGGCGGGUGCACCGAUAA
Messenger RNA from Phytophthora megakarya, 663 nucleotides. The record is from the annotation of a GenBank genome assembly. NCBI's taxonomy places the organism in Eukaryota, Oomycota, Peronosporomycetes, Peronosporales, Peronosporaceae.